UAGCUCUUCAUAAGAACGUAUUACUAUUUAUUGUUCUAUUAUUCUGUGGUAGGACACUGUGGUAGCUCUUCAUAAGAACGUAUUACUAUUUAUUGUUCUAUUAUUCUGUGGUAGGACACUGUGGUAGCUCUUCAAGCUCUGUCGAAGUAUGCAGCAUUAAUCAAUCGUGAGAAGGCGGAUAUGACAGUCACUCUGAAAGGGGACGAUCUUCAGAAUACCUUUUUAGUGGAUGAGACGAACAAACUUGUUCAACAAAGUGCAUAUGUAAGCACCAUACCUAACUUGUUGGAAGUCGAAGCUACUGGCUCGGGUUGUGUGUUUAUACAGGCAAUUCUGCGAUACAACAUGCCCCCUUCAAAACAAAGCGAGGACUUUCAAUUAGCGGUUGCAAGUAAUAAAAUUGACUACUUGGGCAAAAGUAUCAAUAUUACAGCCUGUGUCAGAUACACUGGGAAAGAUAAGGAGUCAAAUAUGGCUAUCCUGGAGAUUAAAAUGCCGUCAGGGUAUGAAGUUGAUGAACCAUUUGUUCAAGAGCUGGUCAGAAGUGGCAGUAAUACUUACUUGAAAAGAGUUGAGACAGAAGCAAAGCAAGUAAAUUUCUACUUUUCGGAGCUUACCGAUAAUCUGACAUGUCUGAAAUUCUUUGCCCGUCAAACUGUGGCUGUUGAAAACAUUCAACCAGCAACGGCUCGAGUCUAUGAUUACUAUGAACAAGAGAAAGCAGUGGAGGAUAGCUACACCAUUGAUGAAUGCAUCGAAAAGUAAGCAACUUCAUCAGAAACAUUCAGUGCGACUUUCCACAGUUCUUUUAUUUUGCAAUGAACUGUUUUUUUAUGCGACUUUCCACAGUUCUUUUAUUUUCCAAUGAACUGUUUUUUUAUGUGACUUUCCACAGUUCUUUUUUUUGCAAUGAACUGUUUUUUAUGUGACUUUCCACAGUUCUUUUUUGUGCAAUGAACUGUUUUUUAUGUGACUUUCCACGGUUCUUUUUUUUGCAAUGAACUGUUUUUUAUGCGACUUUCCACAGUUUUUUUAUUUUUGGUGGAUGUUGUUUGUAAUAAUGAUGGAAUGACUUAUUUUCUAUAUUGCUGUUAAUUAGGUGUUAAACUAUGUAGUUGAGUUUACAAUAAAAUGAAUAAUA
This is a messenger RNA of Limulus polyphemus (Atlantic horseshoe crab), 1141 nucleotides long. Its product is annotated as alpha-2-macroglobulin-like protein 1. Bases 181 to 765 code for a protein of 194 amino acids. NCBI's taxonomy places the organism in Eukaryota, Metazoa, Arthropoda, Merostomata, Xiphosura, Limulidae. The transcript has 6 exons. The record is from RefSeq and is a predicted model, not a curated record. Gene Ontology annotation, cellular component: extracellular region.